AUGAGGCAUGUGGGGAUAAACAAUAAUUCUAUGGUGUCUCUCAAUUCUUCCUUUUUUGAUAUUGAGAGCAACAUAGGGAACAUGGGGCAUGCGUUGAUAACUUACAAUUCUUCUGCCAAACUCCUUGCUGUUUCAUGGUUCUUUGAGGGAACCAGUUCUGGUUUUAUGCCUAACACUUCUCUUUCGUACCAGAUUGACCUGGGGGAAAUUCUCCCGGAGUGGGUCACUGUUGGGUUUUCGGGUGCAACCGGGGCGUCUAAUGAGGAGAAUGUUAUUCAUUCUUGGGAAUUCACGUCAACUCUGAAUUCCACACCGUUAAACAAUAAAGAAAAAGAUGGCAAUAAUGACAUCAUAGUUAAAUACAAGUUUUCAGUCCAAGUAGUAGCUGUUGCAGUGAGUUGUUCUGUUUUGUUUAUGCUCGUGGUUGCUGCAGUUUCUUGUUUUAUCAUCAUCAAGAAGAGAAGAAGCGAAGAUGGUUUUGGUUUCAAUGGAGCAGCUAUGCCCAGAAGGUUUGGUUAUAAAGAGUUAGUUGCAGCCACCAACGGGUUUGCAGAUGAUAGAAGGCUGGGAGAAGGAGGCACUGGACAAGUUUACAAAGGGUUUCUGAGUGAUCUAGGGAGUGUGGUUGCAGUGAAAAGGAUAUUUUCUGAUGUUGAAGAUUCGGAGAGAAUAUUCACAAACGAGGUGAAGAUUAUAAGUCGUCUUGUGCAUAAAAACCUGGUGCAAUUGAUGGGGUGGUGCAAUGAGGAAGGAGAGUUGUUACUGGUUUUUGAGUACAUGAGUAAUGGAAGCCUUGACACUCAUAUAUUUGGCAACAGGAGAACCUUGACAUGGAGUGUGAGAUACAAUAUAGCGUUAGGUGUGGCUAGGGCACUGUGUUAUCUUCAUGAAGAGGUGGAGCAGUGUGUUCUUCAUAGAGACAUAAAGUCAAGUAAUGUUUUGUUAGACACAGAUUUCAACACUAAGGUUAGUGACUUUGGGAUAGCAAAGCUGGUGGAUCCAAGGUUGAGGACUCAGAAGACAAGGGUGGUGGGGACAUAUGGGUACCUUGCACCUGAAUAUGUGAAUGAAGGAAGGGCUAGCAAGGAGUCUGACAUGUAUGGUUUUGGGGUUGUGGCUUUGGAGAUAGGUUGUGGAAGGAGGACUUACCAGGAUGGAGAGUAUAACCAUGUGCCAUUGACAAAUUGGGUGUGGAAAAAGUAUGUGGAUGGAGAUAUUUUGGAUGCUGUGGAUGAGGGAUUGAAGGGAGAUUAUGAUGUGGAAGAAAUGAGAUGUUUGCUCACUGUUGGAAUAUGGUGUACUCACCCAGAUCACAGGCAAAGGCCAAAGGCAGAACAGGUUAUUAAUGCUCUAAAGCAAGAGACGCCAUUGCCAAUGCUUUCACUAUAA
Messenger RNA from Vigna umbellata (rice bean), 1389 nucleotides. The record is from RefSeq and is a predicted model, not a curated record. Lineage: Eukaryota; Viridiplantae; Streptophyta; Magnoliopsida; Fabales; Fabaceae.